AUGUGUGUGUUCGCUGAGAAGCUGCGUGGUGUCUGCCAGCAGCACUGUGAGGCUGAGGGACACAGUGCAGGCCUAAGGGAGCUGGCGGCGGUAACCGUGGGUGGCAUCCGGGUCCCAUGUGCUCACGGGAGCCUACAAGACCCCAAAAGCGUCACCCACCACAAGCUCAUCCACGCUGCUUCCGAGAGGGUGCUGAGUGACACCAGGACGAUCUCAGAGGAGAACGUGAAGGACCGAGAUGUCCUCCUGCUGAUAAGGAAGCGAGCCCCGGCUCCCCUGCCCAAGAUGGCUGAAGUCUCUGCGGAGGAGAAGAAGAAGCAGGAUCAGAAGGCUCCAGACAAGGAGGCCAUACACCAGGCGACAGCUGGCCUGCCUGCCUGCAGCACAGACCGGGCUGCAGUGCAGUCCACUAUGAGAGAUUUCCAGACGGAGCUCCGGAAAAUCUUGGUGUCUCUCAUCGAAGUGGCACAGAAGUUGUUAGCCCUGAACCCCGAUGCGGUCGAAUUGUUUAAGAAGGCGAAUGCUAUGCUGGACGAGGACGAGGAUGAGCGUGUGGACGAGGCUGCCCUGCGGCAGCUCACAGAGAUGGGCUUUCCCGAGAGCAGGGCCUGCAAGGCUCUGCGGCUGAACCACAUGUCAGUGCCGCAGGCCAUGGAGUGGCUGAUCGAGCACGCCGAAGACCCGGCCAUUGACACGCCUCUUCCAGGACAGGCCCCGCAAGCUGCUGCGGCCGGUGCUGCGGCUGCCGGCUCCCAGGCUGCUGAGGGAGACGAGGAGCGGGACGAGCUCACAGAGAUCUUUAAGAAGAUCCGCCGGAAAAGGGAGUUUCGGGCCGACUCACGGGCUGUCAUUUCCCUGAUGGAAAUGGGCUUUGACGAGAAGGAAGUGAUUGAUGCCCUCAGAGUGAACAAUAACCAGCAGAACGCCGCUUGUGAGUGGCUGCUGGGCGACCGGAAACCAUCCCCCGAGGAGCUAGACCAGGGCAUCGACCCCAACAGCCCUCUCUUCCAGGCCAUCCUGGACAACCCAGUGGUGCAGCUGGGUCUGACCAACCCUAAGACGCUGCUAGCCUUUGAAGACAUGCUGGAGAACCCGCUGAACAGCACGCAGUGGAUGAACGACCCAGAGACGGGCCCAGUCAUGCUGCAGAUCUCCCGCAUCUUCCAGACCCUGAACCGCGCCUAGGCAGCACCACCCAACUCUGCUGCUCGGGUGGGUGCAGAGGUGACGUUGCCCAGAAGCCACCUCCAGCUCCUGGCGCCGGUCACCAGCACCACAGCUGCUGUCCCUCCCCGACCUUACUGCUCAUAAACUGGUGCGAGGGUAAGGUCGUGCUCCCAGCUUCCGACCAGUUUCCUGGAAGGGCUGCCUGGCUGAGCGGUGACCGGCGCCCUCCAGGUGCUUGCUGGGCUCAGAAGUGUUACUAGAAGCGCCCAGGGGUGAGGGUGGGGGCUGCCGCAGAGCCUGCUUGUCUACGCCAGUGUUACUCAGCGUGCUGCCGGGACAGCAGCCAGUGGCUUCCGUAAUAAACCCGCCCUUUCCUAUUUUCUGCUGCUGAGCUCCUCAGUGCCUCUGAGCAUGUCCCCUCUGGCCCAGGGUGCGCUGCUUCUGCUGCCUCGCUGCCUUGACGCCUCUGUGGCAAAUCAUGUGGGCUUUCAGGGCUGUGAUGUACUCAGAGCUGGCCACGCCUUCACUCCUGGGACUCAACUGCCCUGCCCUGGUCUUCCUUCCCAGGCCCCUUUGGCUCCUUUUCUGCCCUGAGUGUUUUCUUUGUUUAGAAGCGAGCCGAGUCCCACUUCUCAUCCACGCUUCCUGCACCCAGCCUCAGCUGUUUCAGUCCCUGCUCUCAGCUCACUGGUCUGACACAGUCCUCCCCAUCCUGCGGCAGCCCUGUGGGGUGGCUCCGAGCAGCCUGGGGCCUCCCUCGCCCGCUGCCAGCUUCUGGGUUGGAGAAUGUUCCCGGGCAGGGCUGGGUCAGGUGGGAGCGCCUGAGGUGCCAGCCCAUGGGUGGGUCCUGGCCGUGUCCCUCGCAUCACAGGCAUCUCCUGCUGUAGCCGGCGUACGUGGGGAGGGGCAGGGGCCGCACAGAGGAGCUCAUGCUGGGCUUGAGAUGGCGACUUCUCAAGUGGACGCCGCACCCGUGAGUGGCCCAAGAGUGCGGUUCUACCUGGCUGAUGCGGCCCCAGGACGGGCUGUGGUGCUACUGGAGCCGGCAGGGCCCUGGGGAGCCGGAGUGGUGAGCAGAGGCCCACCUGCUGAGGCUUCCCUCAGGCCUCUGGUGCGCUGUGUGCAGAGCACUUCUCUGCUGCCCUGGCUGCUGGGCGCCAGGGCACUGUUACUCAUGUGGGCACAUGGCCUACAGGAAGCCGCUGCUGGGAUCCAGCCUGUGCCUGGCAGGAAGGGGUGAGGUUGCCCUAGGAGGCGGUGAAAUGACUGGUAAACCUGGGCUCCACUGGAGCAGUGUGGGGCUGAGGCUGGUGUUGAAUUCAGAGCAACUGCUUCUGUUGUCACCAUGAUCCCCGGAGAGCAAGAAUGCCAGCCUGGCCAAUCUGGCCUUCAGCAUGGUCGCAUCCACACUGCCUGGGCCAGGGUGUGGUGCUGCGGCACGAGGCCGAUGCCUCUUCGCAGGCGAGGCAGGCUGAUGCUGUGGUGUGGCCUCGGCCCCUGCUCAUCCUCUCUCCUGGGGCUCGGAGGCUGGUCCUCCCAUGCAGGCCGCGAGAAGAGCCCUGUUGGGCCAUCUCAGCUGUGGGUGUGAGGGGCCCCAGGCGCACAGUCCUCUUGUGGGUGGUACCUGUGCCGACCCCCGAGUUGCAGGACUGGCUGGCCUUGGUAGCACUAGAAAGGCUGCAUGGGAGAACUGGGUGGAGCUGGGGUACAAAGGCCUGAAGGCCCCGGGGGCUGGGACGGGGCGGUGUGGUCCCCGGCCCUCCAGUGGUGAGUUGCAACUCAGCAAGGCCUUGUCUUAAAGCAGGAAUAUCUAAAAGGUUGGGGAUUUAGCUCAGUGGUAGAGCCCUUAGGUUCAAUCCCCAGCGCUGGAAAAAAGCGUCAGCCUUGUGCAUUUUAGUUUGGAUUCUGUAUGUUUAGAUUUAGCAGAAGUGGUGUACGAGAAAUGUGUCAUGGAGCGAAAGGAAAGGCUGGGGAGCGGGAACCAUGUCCCCCACACCUGGGACCCCACACCGGCUCUACAGGGGUCAGGAGCCAAGCCACUUAGCUUCCCCCAGUAGGAACGGGCCGCUGGCCACCAUGACCCAUAUGCCAGACCCACGUCCCCAGGCUCUGAGAGGGGUGGGGGGGGAGCGCAGGAGGAGGGCAUCCUGGAGAGCUCCUGAGGGCCCAGGGCCCUGGGGCAGCUGGGCUGGGCAUACGGCAUGCGCCUGCCCCACAGGGUCACAAUAGUGGCCUGGCCGAUGCUGGGUUACCUCGGAUGGACCUCAGCCUCCUGUUUUCUCCCAGGUGUUGGUUACCUGAAGACCGGAGGGCCCAGGCUGUGAGUGGGGCCUGGCUGGACAAGCAGAAGUCCCCUAGGAGCGCAGGGCAUGAUGCUGAAGGGCAGCUGGACUGGGAACCUUUACCAAGGGCCCUGUGACUGUCUUGGGUGGGCAUGGGCCCUGGGGCUAUGGGCAUGGGGAGGCUGAAAGCAAGGUGCGGCCUUAUCAGGGCUGGGGCCAGGUGGAGCCUGCAGGGGGGGGUCGUGCUGGGCGGCCCUGUAGCUCACACAUCGAGGAGGAAGGCGGGAAGUCGAGUGGGAAGUCCUGAUGCCAUCCUAAGCCUCCACUCUCUCCUGCCUCCCCUGUCUGGGCGCUCCCCUGGGAGGGACCCCGGCCUCACCCUGGGCCUGGGCCUGGGGGCUUGGCUCCCUGCUUGGUGUUCAGGCUCCGAAGUGCUUGUUCAUGCUUUGCUGAGGGCUGGGAGCAUGGCAGAGCCACCCAGCUGCAGGAAGGGCACAGAAGGCAGGAGGGCAGCAAGGGCAGGAGAGUCGGGGAGGCCCCUGCAGACAGGCGAGGGGCAGAACCUGAGCGGAGCAUGAGGCCCAGGUGCACACACAGGAGACUGGGACUCUGUGCUGGGAUGUGGCCAGGAAAGGGACCUGGAGGACAGGGCGCAGGUGUUCUGCCCGUGGCCAGCAGCUCGGUGACUGCCUGCUGCACUCUUCUGGGAGCAGCUCUCAGCAAGGCAGCCGUUGCAGCCCUGGCUGUAGGCCUGUGAGUGGCCCAGCAGCCUGUUUGUUCUGGUGGACACCAGAGAAGCAGUGGUGGCUGUCUCAGACCCCUGCACUCCUGCGUCACAGGGACACCAAUUCCCAGCAGCCAGUGGGGCACAGCCUGAGUGUGUGUGGAUGGGUAGCAGGUGGCCACAUGUGAUCCACCUGUACCUGGAGACCAUGCAGCCUGGGGGCAGGGAGGAGUGACACAUGUGGACCUUGGGGACUCUGUCACAGAAGGCAAGUACUGCCGAACUCCACCCAUACGAGGUCCCUGGCGUCAGAAUCAGAGACAGGAUGUGGAAUGGGGAUGCCCGGGGUGGGAGGGACAUGGGGAUUCAGUGUUUGGGGCAGCGGUGGUUUGCCCAGCUGAGCAUUCUGGAGGUGGAUGUGAAUGCAUUUAAUGCAGUUAGGACUGGAAGCUGGGUGUGGAGGCACACACCUGUAAUCCCAGCACUGGGAGGCCGAGGCAGGGGGAUCAC
Messenger RNA from Fukomys damarensis (Damara mole-rat), 4683 nucleotides. RefSeq names its product UBA domain containing 1 (gene Ubac1). Bases 1 to 1185 code for a protein of 394 amino acids. Gene Ontology annotation, molecular function: protein binding. The transcript has 10 exons. The record is from RefSeq and is a predicted model, not a curated record. NCBI's taxonomy places the organism in Eukaryota, Metazoa, Chordata, Mammalia, Rodentia, Bathyergidae.